Molecule: messenger RNA, 1676 nt
Organism: Chrysoperla carnea
Lineage: Eukaryota; Metazoa; Arthropoda; Insecta; Neuroptera; Chrysopidae
Product: zinc finger CCCH-type with G patch domain-containing protein
Exons: 7
Coding region: 147-1676 (509 amino acids)
Biological process (GO): negative regulation of DNA-templated transcription; regulation of transcription by RNA polymerase II
Cellular component (GO): nucleus
Molecular function (GO): metal ion binding; RNA polymerase II cis-regulatory region sequence-specific DNA binding; DNA-binding transcription factor activity, RNA polymerase II-specific
Source: RefSeq, a predicted model, not a curated record
AAAAAUGCAACCUGUUUUGACUUCGAAUGUCAGAAAAAUUUAAUAUCAAAUUUUUAAUCAAAAUUAGAAUUAUUGAAAAAAUAAUUCCGUCGUUAAUCAGAAAUUUUCUACCUUAUUAGCGUCGGCUGGAAAAUAAACAGUCAGCAAUGAGUUCUGAAGAACUUACUGCUUCGUUAGUUCAAUAUGAAAAUCAGUUAGAACAAGUAAAAUUAGCCAUUCAAGUCUCAAACGAAUCUGAUGAAAUUGAUAAUCUUCGAAGUUUACGAGAGGAUUUAGAACAAUUAAUAUCAUUAACAAAAGAAAAUUUAAAUUCGCUAAAUCAAAGUCAUGGUAAAGAAACCGAUUCUGGAAGUUCUACAUUGGACGAUGAAUAUGCUAAUUUUAUGGCACAAAUGUCAGAAGUUGGUGCAGUUAGUAAAUCAGAAAAUGAUAGCUCAACGGAUAACAAGAACUUAAAGGACGACUUUAAAUCACUGGAAAAUAUGAAAUGUCAAGCUCCUUAUAAUCAUCAAUUAAGCGGUGUUUCAUAUCAUAACGCAUUGGUUUGUGGAGUGGUAUCUGACGAAGAGCAAUCAUUUGAAGAUAUUAUGGUUCGUAUUAUGUUCACUAAUCCAAUCUAUCAAGAAAUGCUACCAUGCCCAUAUUUUCUGGAAGGUGAAUGCAAAUUUUCUGAUGAAAAAUGCCGUUUUUCCCAUGGUGAGUUGGUAUCCUUGGCCAGUUUACAAGAGUAUAAAGAACCAGAUUUCUCUAAAAUGAAACCAGAUGAUCGUGUCUUAGUGAAAUUACCAACAAGUAAAUUAUGGCAACUGGCUACAAUUAAAUUAAUUGGCGAUAAUAAUACAUGUACAAUACGUAACGAUGCAAAUAAACAAGAUUAUGAGGUUAAUUGGGAAAAUAUAUUUCCAUUAAAUUAUACAAAUAUUGAGAAUAGCGAUGAUAGCUCAGAUUCAAGUGCUGGUAGUGAUAUUGAAUAUGAUGAAAAUGUUAUACAACAAAGUUUAACUAAUCAACCACCGUCACAAGCUUUAGGAAGUUGGGAACAAUAUACAAAGGGAAUUGGUUCCAAAUUGUUACAAAAAAUGGGUUACGUAGUUGGUACCGGGUUGGGUUUAAAAUCCGAUGGAAGAAUAGAACCCGUUGAUGCUGUAUUAUUACCUAGUGGAAAAUCGCUAGAUCAUUGUAUGGAAUUGAGAGAAAAAGCUGGUGGCGAUGUAAACUUCUUUAAAGUUGAGAAAAAAUUAAAACGAUUACAAAAAAAACAAGAAGAACGUAAUCGACGUGCAUAUGAACGUGAACAAGCUAAAACUGAUGUCUUUACAUUCUUAAACGACACAUUAAAACAUAAUAAAAAUACAAUCAAACAUGCAAAAGAUGAUCCAGCACGUGCUGGUUUCUCAAAAAGCACACAUCGUCGAAGUAUACAAGCGGAAUCUUCUAAAGAAUUAAAUGUAAACAGUAUUAAAAUUGAUGAAAAUAUUAAACGUUGUGAAUUAGAAUUAGUUAAAAUUAGACAAGCUUUAGAAAGGCAUUCUGAUACAAAUUCAAUAAUGAAUAGGAAUUUAAAAAGUAGAUUAAUGAAUAAACAAAUGGAGUUAGAUAAUUUGCGAGUAUGCGAACGUAAUAUUCAAACUGAACAGAGUCUAAGACGAGAUCAAAAGAAAUUAACAAUUUUUUAA